Messenger RNA from Nematolebias whitei (Rio pearlfish), 899 nucleotides. RefSeq names its product putative deoxyribonuclease TATDN3 (gene tatdn3l). Gene Ontology annotation, molecular function: hydrolase activity, acting on ester bonds. The record is from RefSeq and is a predicted model, not a curated record. NCBI's taxonomy places the organism in Eukaryota, Metazoa, Chordata, Actinopteri, Cyprinodontiformes, Rivulidae. Bases 35 to 847 code for a protein of 270 amino acids. The transcript has 10 exons.
CAUCCAAGCGGAACUGUUUUUGUUUGGGCUACACAUGCUAGGCUACGUCGACUGCCACUGUCACAUCUCUGCUGGGGAUUUUGACAAGGAUGUAGAAGAAGUGAUUGAGCGUUCUAAAAAGGCUGGACUGUUGGCUGUGCUGGCAGUGGCCGAGCAUGCUGGUGAAUUUAACAAGAUCAUUGAGCUUUCUCAGAGGUUUUCAGGGUUUGUUUUCCCCUGCUUAGGUGUGCAUCCUGUUCAGGAAGUUUCUGCAGGGCAGCAGAGGGGUGCUGCUCCACAGGACCUUGAUGCAGCUUUACCGAUCAUGAAGAAAUACAAAGAAGAACUUGUUGCCAUCGGAGAGGUCGGUCUGGAUUUUACGCCCCGGUUUGUCAGCAGCGAUUUGGAUAAAGAGAAUCAGAGGCGAGUCCUGAUCCGUCAAGCACAGCUCGCCAAGGAGCUGGACCUCCCCCUAAAUGUUCACUCGAGAUCUGCAGGACGACCCACCAUCCAGCUGCUGAAGGAACAAGGUGUCGACAAAGCUCUUCUUCAUGCUUUUGAUGGGAAGCCGUCUGUCGCCAUGGAGGGAGUGAAGGCCGGGUUCUUCUUUUCCAUCCCGCCGUCCAUAAUCCGGAGCGAGCAGAAGCAGAAACUUGUAAAACAGUUGCCCCUGGAGAACAUCUGCCUGGAAACAGAUUCUCCAGCUCUCGGUCCAGAAAAACAGGUAAGAAAUGAGCCACAAAACAUCUGCGUCUGUGCGGAGUACAUCAGUAAGAUUAAGGGGGUGUCGCUGGAGACGGUGAUCGAGGCGACGACACAAAACGCACUGCGGCUUUUCCCCAAGCUGAAGUCUGCCCUCCGACCCUGAUGGUCCGUUUCCUUCACCAAGAACAAGCUCCAGUUCUUAAAUUUCUUUAAUG